Messenger RNA from Lotus japonicus, 2850 nucleotides. RefSeq lists its product as uncharacterized. The coding region runs from base 1 to 2850 and encodes 949 amino acids. Lineage: Eukaryota; Viridiplantae; Streptophyta; Magnoliopsida; Fabales; Fabaceae. Gene Ontology annotation, biological process: DNA integration. Gene Ontology annotation, molecular function: nucleic acid binding; RNA-DNA hybrid ribonuclease activity. The record is from RefSeq and is a predicted model, not a curated record. The transcript has a single exon.
AUGUGCGUCGACUACACUGACCUCAACAAGGCUUGCCCCAAGGACCCGUUUCCCCUACCGAGCAUUGUUGCGCUGGUCAACAACUCCUCGGGAUACGAAUACCUCUCUCUUAUGGAUGCCUAUUCAGGCUACAACCAGAUUCCCAUGCAUAGGGACGAUGAAGAGAAAACUGCCUUCAUCACCGACCGAGGCACCUACUGUUACACUAUGCUGCCCUUCGGCCUCAAGAACGCAGUGGCGACCUACCAACGAAUGAUGACCCGAAUCUUCGGGGACCUAAUGGGGAAAUCGGUCGAAGUCUACAUUGAUGAUAUUAUAGUCAAGACCCCAAAGGGAGGGGACCACGCAGCAGACCUCGCGGUCGUUUUCGAGCAGUUAAAAAAGCACAACAUGCGCCUCAACCCUGACAAGUGUACUUUUGGCGUCCGAAGCGGGAAAUUUCUGGGGUACAUGCUCACCAACCGCGGCAUUGAGUUGAAACCUGACAAAUGUCAGGCGAUCAUGAAUAUGAAGAGCCCGCGCACAGUCAAGGAAGUCCAACAGCUGGCUGGGCGCAUGGCCGCGAUCGGCCGCUUCUUGCCAAAAGCAGCUCUCCUGGCCCUGCCUCUUUACACUCUCCUGAAGAAGGGAGCGACUUUUGAGUGGUCGGCGGAGGCCGGCGCCGCUUUCACUCAGCUGAAGGAGACCCUGUCCUCUCCCCCUAUUCUGACUAGCCCAAAACCAGGGGAGACACUAUACCUAUACCUGGCCGUGCGGGAGAAAGCAGUUAGCUCUGUCCUAAUCAGAGAAGAGGAAGGAAGACAACUACCAGUCUAUUUUGUUAGCCGUUCAUUGAAGGGUGCCGAGCUCAGGUAUAAGAUGCUGGAAAAGGUGGCGCUGACCCUACUAACCACAGCGCGACGACUAAGGAGGUACUUUCAAGCUCAUCGCAUUGUGGUGUGGACCGAUCAGCCGGUCCGACAGGUCCUUCAUAAGCCUGAUCUAGCCGGUCGGAUGGUUAGCUGGUCCAUCGAGCUCUCCGAGCAUGACAUCCGCUACGAGCCCAGGAGAGCCAUUAAAGCACAAGUCCUAGCGUACUUCUUGGUCGAACUCACAGAUGAGGAAGAACCUCCUGCCGAGACCACCUGGGUGGUCAACGUAGAUGGCUCGAGCAACAAGGAAGGUGGCGGGGCUGGGAUCGUAUUGCAAAGUAAUACCGGGAUGGUGGUCGAACAAUCCCUCCGCUUUAACUUCCCAACUACAAACAACCAGGCCGAGUAUGAAGCCUGCAUUGCAGGGUUGGUCACAGCCCGAGACCUGGGGGCUAAGGAGAUACUUGUCUGCUGCGAUUCGCUUCUGGUCGUCUCUCAGGCAAACGGGGAGGCUCAAGCAAAAGAUCCCAUCCUGGAGCAGUACUUGGCCCAUUUGAAACGACUGGCCUCAACCUUCACCAAAGUGGAGUUUCGCCACGUCCCCAGAGCCCAGAAUGAUCGCGCGGAUACCCUGGCCAAACUGGCCAGCACUGGAAAGCCUGGCCUGAAUGGAACGGUCAUUCAAGGGACCUUAGCCCUCCCCUAUGUGGCUGACCCCGAUCGUUCGGCAGGGCAAGCUAUGAUGCCGAUCGGUACCGGAGAAGACUGGAGGACCCCGAUCAUCAAGUAUCUCAAAUCAGGUUGGCUGCCUGACGAGAAGGCUGAAGCCAAAAAGUUGAUGAGGUGCGCCUCCUGGUACACUAUCGUUAAUGAUGAUCUCAAGCGGGGAUUCUCAACCCCCCUUCUGAAGUGCCUGGCUAAAGACAGGGCAGCUUAUGUCUUAGCGGAAAUCCACGAGGGCAGCUGCGGCCAUCAUCCGGGCGGGCGUUCCCUAGCCCGAAAGGUACUCCGAGCCGGCUAUUAUUGGCCAACCCUAGAGAAAGAUGUCGCGGACCAUGUUAAGCAAUGCGACCCCUGCCAGAGGCACGCCGAUCUGCACAACGCUCCUCCGGCCCAUCUUUCCUCUCUAGUCAGUCCUUGGCCUUUCCACCAGUGGAGCAUGGAUUUAUUGGGCCCGUUCGACACGGCGCCUGGCCAACUCAGGUACUUGGUGGUAGCAGUGGAUUACUACACCAAGUGGAUCGAAGCCGAACCACUAGCAACGAUCACCACAGCUCGAGUGCAACGCUUCUUUUACAAGAACGUCAUCAGCAGGUUCGGAGUCCCUGGGGUCCUGGUCACAGACAAUGGAACCCAGUUUACCUCUAAAGGGUUUAGGGAUCUCUUGGACGGGCUGCAAAUCAAGCAGCGAUUAACUUCUGUCGAACACCCCCAGACAAACGGGCAGGCAGAGUCGGCCAACAGGGUCAUUCCCCGAGGCCUCCGGAAGAGAUUGGGGAGUGCCAGGGGCGACUGGGCCGAACAGCUCGAUCACGUCCUAUGGGCAUACCGCACCACCCCGCACUCGACUAUGGGGGAGAGCCCUUACCGCCUCACCUUUGGCACAGAAGCUGUGAUUCCGGCUGAAAUAGGAGAACCGAGCGCUCGAACAGCAGGUUUCGACCCCAACCAGAACGAUCAACUCAUAGGGGAAGACCUCGACCUCCUAGCUGAAAGGAGAGCAGUGGCCAACUGCAGAGAGCUAAUCGCAAAGCAGCAGGCAGCCAUUCGCUACAACAAGAAAACAGUUCUCCGCUCCUUUACCACAGGGGACUUGGUCCUCCGGAAGGCCAACAUCGGAGCACGGUCAAUCGAACGGGGAAAGCUAGCAGCCAACUGGGAAGGCCCUUACAGGGUUGUCGAAGCAACCGGCACGGGAGCAUACAAACUGGAAACCCUAGCAGGAAAGGAAAUCCCUCGUACAUGGAACGCAACCACCCUUAGAAAAUACUAUAGUUAA